AUGCAGACUACUUCUACAAACAUUUGUGAAAGACUGUGUAAUAAGUCCAUCCAUGAAAUUUCCUUACUAGUAAAUAUUCCAUGGUCAACUGUUAGUGGUAUUAUAACAAAGUGGAAGCAACUGAGAACAACAGCAACUCAGCCACGAAGUGGUAGGCCAUAUAAAAUUACAGAGCGGGGUCAGCGCAUGCUGAAGCAGGCAGUGUGCAGAAGUUGCCAAAUGUCUGCAAAGUCAAUAGCUAAACACCUACAAACUUCGUGUGGCCUUCAGAUUAGCACAACAGUGCAUAGAGAGUGUCAUAGAAUGGGUUUCCAUGGCCGAGCAGCUGCAUCCAAG
Staurois parvus is the source of this 336-nucleotide messenger RNA. NCBI's taxonomy places the organism in Eukaryota, Metazoa, Chordata, Amphibia, Anura, Ranidae. The record is from the annotation of a GenBank genome assembly.